AUGCCGCAUGAAAGGUGCUGCCCCCCGCAGGGGCAGCCCACGCGGGCAGCAAGCCCCGCACCGAGCCCCGCGCUGGCCUUGUGCCCCGAGUCUGCGGCGGAGUUUGGUCGGCGAGGCUCCCUCGCCUGGUGCUUUGGUGGCGCCUUGCGUGGCACCGCGCGCGGCGCCGCCUUCGUGUCCUGGGCACAGGCCUCCUUUGGGCAGGUCCAGUGUUUAGACACCAUGGAUCUCCUCGUGUCCGGCGGAUUUCUCGGGCUCCAACAAUUGAUUUGGCCGCUGCCGGUGCAGGAACCCUUAGUCUUGGGUGGCUGGAGCUUGGGAGCUCGACCUGCCAGGCACUUGGCUGAGGUCUUCGAGCGCGUGGGCGGUGCAGUUCGGAUUCUCUUCACCCUGGACGAGCGGGUGCCACAAAGCGCAGCCCUGUAG
Molecule: messenger RNA, 426 nt
Organism: Durusdinium trenchii
Lineage: Eukaryota; Dinophyceae; Suessiales; Symbiodiniaceae
Source: the annotation of a GenBank genome assembly